GAAGAAAGCGAGAGGUUAGGGGGGCGGUUUCCAUCCCUACCGGACUCGCCCGGCAAAUUGCCGGGCCCCAGUGUGGAGCCGGGAAGAAGCCGCGACCCAGCUGGUAGGCGCCACGGAGGCCAGACGCGGCGCGAGCGAGGUUGGGGGCGUCGCGCCGGUUGUGCCGCGGGAGUGGCGGCCUCGGGGAGUGCGAGCGGGCGGCGCGGAGCGCAGUGUCCCAACCCGGCCUCACGGCGCUCCGGGUCGCUUCGGCUCCACAUCGCGGUCGACUUCGGCGUCCCCAGCGCCUUCGGGCCGAGAGCGUGUGUGGGCUGAGGUCUUUCCGUAGACAAUAGCAACAAAGCUCUUACCAUCAGAACUGCUUCUAUGCUUCUCUUGGGGGAGAACAAGAAAGAAGGGUCCUGGGAAAAACUUGCCUAAUCUCAUAGCUAGCCUUGGGAAAAGGAAGGAUGCUCCAGGAUGAAACGCCAUAGGCCUCUCAGCGGCAGUGACAGUUCAGAAGAGAGUCCUUCUACUUCCUUUACUUCUGCCUCAAUGUAUAGGAGCAAGUCAAAAAUUCCAAAUGAACACAAGAAAACUGCUGAGGUGUACCGGAAAGACCUCAUCAGUGCCAUGAAAAUUCCAAAUUCUCGGCACAUGAAUCCUGACAGCUAUUACCUCUUUGUGGAUACAUGGAAGGAAGAAUGGGAAAAGGGAGUCCAGGUACCAGCCAGUCCGGACUCUGUUCCACAGCCUUCCGUCAGGAUCGUAGCCGAGAAGGUAAAGGAGGUUCUGUUUACCCGGCCCCGGAAGUACAUCCGCUGCUCCAGCCCAGAGACUGCAGAGCUUGGCUAUGUCAACUUCCUGGAGCUGGCAGCAUCUGUGUGCCGCUACGACCUAGAUGACAUGGACAUAGUCUGGCUUCAGGAACUCAAUGAGGACCUCGCACAAAUGGGUUGUGAGCCAGUUGAUGAGAAUCUUAUGGAAAAGACAAUAGAAGUCCUGGAACGUCAUUGCCAUGAGAAUAUGAACCAUGCUAUUGAGACAGAGGAAGGGCUAGGCAUAGAAUAUGAUGAAGAUGUGAUCUGUGAUGUGUGCCGGUCUCCAGACAGUGAAGAAGGGAAUGAUAUGGUGUUCUGUGAUAAGUGUAACGUCUGUGUGCAUCAGGCCUGCUAUGGCAUCCUCAAGAUCCCAGAAGGCAGCUGGCUUUGUCGCUCCUGCGUCCUGGGUAUUCAUCCACAAUGCCUGUUAUGUCCAAAGAAAGGUGGAGCCAUGAAGACCACCAAGACAGGGACUAAAUGGGCUCAUGUCAGCUGUGCCCUGUGGAUUCCCGAGGUCAGCAUUGCUUGUCCUGAGAGGAUGGAACCGAUCACGAAUAUCUCCCAUAUCCCACCCAGUCGGUGGGCCUUAGUCUGCAGCCUGUGCAAGUUGAAGACAGGGGCUUGUAUUCAGUGCUCGGUGAAAAGCUGCAUCACUGCCUUCCAUGUCACCUGUGCCUUUGAGCACAGCCUAGAGAUGAAGACCGUCCUGGAUGAGGGGGAUGAAGUGAAGUUCAAGUCAUACUGCCUUAAGCAUAGCCAAAACAGGCAGAAACUUGGGGAGGCCGAGUACCCCCACCACAGGGCUGCAGAGCCAAGCCAGGCCAAAAGUGAGAAAACCGGCCUGCGUGCGCAGAAGCUUCGGGAGCUGGAGGAGGAAUUCUAUUCUUUCGUCCGAAUGGAAGAUGUGGCCACAGAGCUGGGGGUGCCCAUGCUACCUGUGGACUUUAUCUAUAACUACUGGAAACUGAAGCGGAAAAGUAACUUCAAUAAGCCAUUAUUUCCUCCAAAGCAAGAUGAAGAAAAUGGCCUUGUGCAGCCAAAAGAGGAAAGCGUUAACACUCGCAUGAGAAUGUUUAUGCACCUACGGCAGGACCUGGAGAGGGUCCGAAAUCUGUGCUACAUGAUAUGCAGGCGAGAGAAGCUGAAACUGUCACACAACAAAAUACAGGAACAGAUCUUCGAUUUGCAAGCCCAGCUUGUUAACCAAGAAAUUGAUGCAGGACUUCCUUUGACAAGUGUACCAGAAAACGCACUGUUUAACCCACAACCAAGAAUUACCUUUAAGUUAAAAACGCCCAGAUCAGCCCCAGAAGACUGCAGGAACAGCUCCACAGAGACUGAUCAGCGACCCCACUCUCCUGACAGCACCUCCUCUGUUCACAAUAUAAGGAGCAUGCAGGUGCCUCAGGAGUCACUAGAAAUGAGAGUGAAAUCGUAUUCGAGGCAUCCACUAGAGAGCAAGAACAACUGUUUGCUGGCCAGUCUCAGCCAUUCUAAGAGUGAAGCAAAGGAUUCCAGUCCUGCUUGGAGAAUUCCACCUUUGGAGUUCUAUCAUGGGCAUUCGCUGGAAAAGCCUCUGGCCCUUCAGGCUCCCUUCCAUGGACAGUCCUCCAUUGGGAAUGGGAAAAGUCAGCCUAAUUCCAAGUUUGCCAAAUCCAGUGGCCUGGAGGGAAGCUGGUCUGGGAGUGUCACCCAGAAAGACAGCCCUAGUGAGAUGUUCUGUGACCAGGAGCCCAUGCUCAGCUCCCACUUGGCUAGUCAGGGCAGCUUUAGAAAAUCUGCCAUGGAACACCUCAGCAGGUCCUUUCAAGAGGCCACCAAUAUGUGGGCAAGGAACACAGAGGACCAAUGCUGUGUGAAGUCACCCAAGAAUGUGAGCCCCAAGGAGCAGUUCUGGGGUAGGCAGCUUCUCAGGCAGUCUGCAGGGAGAGCAUCAUAUCAGGAAAAUGAUGGGUAUUGCCCAGAUUUGGAGCUAAGUGAUUCAGAAGCAGAAAGCGAUGGGAAUAAAGAAAAAGUCAGGCUAAGGAGAGACAGCUCAGAUAGGGAAAAUCCUCCCCAUGACUCUAGACGGGAUUGUCAUGGUAAAAGCAAGACACAUCCCCUUUCCGACAGUUCAAUGCAAAGGUGAUCAGAAACUCCCAAGGAUAACCCAACUUUUGCCUUUGCUCCAUGUAUUAGGGGAAACCCAUACACCAAAAGGAUUCUAGCAUAUGUUAGGAGGAAUUGCAGUGAAAAUUUUCCAUAAUAAAACGGCUUACUCCUUUUGAAAAUGUUUUGAGUCUAGUUUUUACAAGCACAUUACAGAAAUUACAGAUUGUCUGGAGGGUUGUUUGUCAGAGGCUGCUGGAGACAGCUGGACCCAGAGUAUUUGCUCAGUAAAUACUUUAAGGCAGCUUUCCAGUUAUAUUAACACAUUGAUGAGUAUAUGUAUUGAGCCCUUGUAUUGCUAGUGGAUUUGCAAGAGACCACAAUUAUCAGACACUAAAACUACUUACUUUUGAAGCUACAGCAUGUGACUCACAGAGCUCCUGUCUGUAGGACGUUUCUAACUCCCCUGGUAUCUGUAAACCCUCUUCAGGGGAGAGACCAGGAGACCACCAUCUCAGAUACUGUCAAACUCACUACCCUCUUCCUUUGCUUUGCACAAGGUUGAGUUCCUUUCACAGUAUCUUAGCUUACUGAGUGAAUGCUCCUAACACUUAUAAGUGUCCAGUGCCUGUUCCUAGACUUGCUUGUUGGGGACGCACUUGUAACUAUUUCACCCAGCUAACAAGCGUAAAAGGCUAACU
Molecule: messenger RNA, 3589 nt
Organism: Cynocephalus volans (Philippine flying lemur)
Lineage: Eukaryota; Metazoa; Chordata; Mammalia; Dermoptera; Cynocephalidae
Gene: JADE3
Product: jade family PHD finger 3
Exons: 12
Coding region: 460-2928 (822 amino acids)
Biological process (GO): regulation of transcription by RNA polymerase II
Cellular component (GO): histone acetyltransferase complex
Source: RefSeq, a predicted model, not a curated record